This is a messenger RNA of Paramecium sonneborni, 1142 nucleotides long. NCBI's taxonomy places the organism in Eukaryota, Ciliophora, Oligohymenophorea, Peniculida, Parameciidae. The record is from the annotation of a GenBank genome assembly.
AUGUUCGAUAGUGAAAGUUUUGCAAUAAGAAAUUCUCAUAAAUCAUAUAUAUCUGGAAAGAAUUAUGAAGAUAUUCAAUCUUAACCAUCAUCCCCAUAAAAAUUAACAAGAAUUAAUGAUUUAAAAAAUCAAGUGGAAAAUUAUUUAGAUAUGUUAGAAUCAAAAGUAACUUUAGUUAAAGAAAAAGCACUUUCUGAAUUUAUUAUUGCUUAUAAUGGUUAUAUGAGAUAAGUCAAAGAAGAUUUAAAAUAUUUAAAAGAGAAAAGUAUUGAAAUGGAGAAGUUCUAUAAAGAUAAUAAGCGCAUUUAAAAUAUGGAGUAAUAAUUAGAAUGGUUCAGAGAGGAAAGUGUAAAACUUUAUACUAAAGUUGAAGUAAAAAAUAAAGAAAUUUUUGAAUUAAAAUUUAGAUUACAAGAAGUUUAAAAAGAAAAUGAGUUCCUAGAACAAUAAAUUAAAUAAUUAAUGAGAAAAAACAAGAGAUAUGAAGUUAUUAAUCAUACAACUAGUGUAAUAACAGAAUAAACAGAAUAGAUUAAAGAAUAAUAAUUAUUUUGUACAUAACCUAAGCAAAAAAGAAUAAUGUCUGGAUAGACUUAACCAAAACAUAUAAAAUAUUUAUAAGAUAUGUUUGAUAAAAUAACAAAUGAUGAUUAUAGUUAGAUUAUAAAUUAAAUAGCUUAGUAUGUUUCAUUUAUUGAGAAUACUUAGACAAAAUAAAUAUAAUAAUUACGUUAAAAAAUGAAUUAAGCAAUUAGUUAAUCUACAAAAGCAUUUGCAACAAGGAGUGAAUAUGAAGAAUUUUUUAUAGAUUGUGUGGAGGUAUUAAAUUGUAAAUAAUAAAGUAAGUUCGUAAAGAUAUUAUACGCCGUCGUAAAAAUAUACAAUUAGAUAAUAAAUUAUCAGAUUUUAAUGUUUUUAGAAAAGAAGAUAAAUAAAAGGUUAUAGAACUUGUUUUAUUGAAUGAGAGAUUAUUGUAAACUUUACAUCAGAGAAUGUUUCCAACUUCUCAUGUUGGAUAAUUGUUAGAACCAACAACAAUGUAAACAGAAUAUUAAGAUAUUUUAUAAUAAAUUGAUAAGAAAAGAAGUUUUUCAACAAAAGACAGGAUGAUAAUAAAAAAAGGAAAAUUGUUAUAUAAGUGA